Molecule: messenger RNA, 4022 nt
Organism: Toxotes jaculatrix (banded archerfish)
Lineage: Eukaryota; Metazoa; Chordata; Actinopteri; Toxotidae
Product: poly(A) polymerase gamma-like
Exons: 24
Coding region: 299-2800 (833 amino acids)
Cellular component (GO): nucleus
Molecular function (GO): RNA binding; poly(A) RNA polymerase activity
Source: RefSeq, a predicted model, not a curated record
UGUAGUUCAGAAUAAAAAAAGAAGUCCGAACAGGAAUUAAACGCGUGUUUAACUGUUAGCAUCCAAAGAAACCCGGGUGCGUUUUGUAAACGAAUUAGAUAUGACUAUUCUUUCGGUGUUAGGAACUUAUAUGUUCGCUUGUAAGAAGUGAUUCCGGUUCAGUGGGAAGGUUUGAACGGUUCUCUGGAAAGUGACCAUUGUUGUAAUCAGGUCGAGGCUGUUAUCAAUUCCACUUGCUGACUCUCUUAGUUUUUUACGGGUUUACAGCUUAAAAACAGGGCAAGCUUUUUAGAGUGUCAUGAAAGAAAUGUCAAGCACCAUGCCUGGUGGGCAGCAGCCUCAGAAACACUAUGGCAUCACCUCUGCCAUUAGCCUUGCCCCUCCACGAGAAAUAGACCACCAGUACACCAAGAAACUCUGUGACGCAAUGAAACCUUUUGGGGUAUUUGAAGAUGAAGAGGAAUUGAACCAUAGGCUUGCAGUUCUUGGGAAGUUGAAUAACUUUGUUAAAGAAUGGAUUGCAGAGAUCAGUGAAUUAAAGAAUCUUCCACCAUCAGCUAUUAGCUGUGUUGGGGGGAAGAUAUUUACAUUUGGCUCGUACCGUCUUGGAGUGCACACAAAAGGAGCUGAUAUUGAUGCCUUAUGUGUGGCUCCACGCCACGUAGAGAGAAGUGACUUUUUCCAGUCUUUCUUUGAGAAGUUGAAACAGCACGAAGAGAUCAAAGACUUGAGGGCUGUUGAGGAUGCUUUUGUACCCGUGAUAAAAUUCAAAUUUGAUGGAAUAGAGAUUGACCUGCUUUUUGCCAGACUGGCCUUACAGUCCAUUCCAGACAACCUGGACCUGAGGGGAGACUCCAUCCUGAGAAACUUGGACAUUCGGUGUAUCCGCAGCCUUAAUGGCUGUCGAGUGACUGAUGAAAUUUUGUACCUGGUGCCAAACAAAGAAAACUUCAGGCUGACACUGCGAGCCAUCAAACUGUGGGCGAAACGUCGUGGGAUCUACUCCAACAUGCUGGGGUUUCUGGGUGGAGUGUCGUGGGCCAUGCUGGUGGCCAGGACUUGCCAGCUCUACCCUAACGCUGUAGCUGCCACAUUGGUCCACAAGUUCUUCUUGGUUUUCUCUAAAUGGGAGUGGCCAAAUCCUGUGUUACUGAAACAGCCUGAGGACAGUAAUCUGAAUUUACCUGUGUGGGACCCCAGAGUGAACCCAUCUGACAGAUACCACUUGAUGCCCAUCAUCACACCUGCCUAUCCCCAGCAGAACUCCACGUACAACGUCUCCACAUCAACACGCACCAUCAUGAGCGAGGAGUUCAAAUAUGGCCUCAGCAUCACAGAUGAGAUUCUUCAGGGAAAAGCAGAAUGGUCCAAGCUCUUUGAGCCACCCAACUUUUUCCAAAAGUACAAGCAUUACAUCGUUCUGACUGCCAGUGCAUCCACAGAAGAAAACCACUUAGAAUGGAUCGGCCUGGUGGAGUCAAAGAUCCGUGUCCUGGUAGGAAACCUGGAGAGGAAUGAGUACAUCAACCUGGCUCAUGUCAACCCACAGUCCUUCCCCGGGUCCAAAGAGAACCGCAACGAGAACGACUUUGUGUCCAUGUGGUUCAUUGGGAUUAUCUUCAAGAAAGUGGAGAAUCCAGAGAGUGUGAACAUUGACCUGACGUACGACAUCCAGUCCUUCACAGACACUGUGUACAGACAAGCCAACAACAUCAACAUGCUGAAGGAUGGGAUGAAGAUUGAAGCAACACAUGUAAAAAAGAAACAGCUCCAUCAGUAUCUUCCUCCGGAACUGGUGCAGAAGAAGAAGAGGAGCAUAGCAGAGCUGAACCGCAGCUCUAAUGGCGGGAGCUCUAAGCGGAUCUCUCUGGACAGCAGUCAUCUGGACAGCUCCAGAGACACGGACUCUGGGACUCCCUUUAGCUCCCCAACCAACAAACCCUCCAAGCCUGCAUCGGACACAGACGACAGCGUCAGCCCUCCCAAGCAGCUUUUUGUGGAGGGCUCUCCAGCACCCAGCGCGGCACCAGCCGCUAAAGACCAGGGCAUGUCUAUCCCUGUCAUUGGCUCAAAACCUCCAGUUAAAGCAAAGCCUCCUUCCCCACCAGCCAGCAGCUCCAUCACCACAGUGCUGAGUGGCAGUGUGAAGCCCAACGCCACCAGCAGCCCCAGAGAGGAGCCCAACGGCCUGGACGACUCCGUCAAUGGAGCUCCCUCCAAGAGACCACACUCACCUACGCAAGAGGACCUGGCCAAGAGGCACAAACACACAGAGGUGGUGUCCAAUGAUGACUCCAUAUUUAAAGAGCCAUAUCCACCAUCCUCUGACUCCUGUGCACAUGGAGAAGGAGCCAAUCUUACUCCUCUUUCUGGAUCAAAGGCUAAGCCCAUUCCAACCAUUGAUACCUCAAGAACACAGAGACUUCCCAGCAUGGAGCUGCCAGAUGCCUCCUCGCCUCUCCCAGCCAGCAACAGUUGUCGUGUUGUGAAAAAUUCCAUUAAACUGGCUCUCAACCGCCACAACAUCACACCUCCCAAGCCCCCAGUUUUUGAGGGCACCCUCACCAGUGACGCUCCUCCUGCCAGCGAAGAGAAGGGCAUGUCCAUUCCUGUCAUUGGCUCGAAACAUGUGGCAUCCAAACACGUGGCGCCCCCCGUUGGCAGCUCCAUCCCCACGUUAGUGAGCAGAGGAGCCGACCCGCUGAACGGAGCAGCCUCCAAGAGACCCCACUCCCCUUCUCUGGAGGAGCAGGCCAAGAGGCUCAAAGAAACAGAGAAGGCCAGAAUCCACAUAGCUUGAACACACAACUAAUAAACUGGAUUCAUACACACAGGUGGGGCUUUACAAUUAAGUCAAACACCAAGAAGAUGACUUCACACAGGGACAGGUGCGUUCCGGUUGGUCAGUCUCACGUGAAGCAGCAGGACCGACACCUCACCUCAAAUCUUCAGAGAUUACAGAUUUGCCAGUGGAUAGGUGAUUUGGUCAAUGUUGUCUGCGCCCUCUGUCACACUCACAACCAGAGGGAAUUUAACACAACUUUAUGGAGAUAUUUGACAUGAGAACUAAAGCAACUGUUUUUUUUUUUGUUUUUUGUUUUUUGUUUUUUUUUUUUUGUUUUUUUUUUUACUCGCCUUCUCCUUCAGUGUUUAAAAAUAUACACUGCAGUGACAGAAAAUGAGCUGUCCUUCUUUUCAUUUUCCCCUUUUUCCAGUUAACAUGUUUUAAAAGCGCCCAAAACAUUUAUCAACGCAUACUACACACACUUCUGGUGUAUGCAGAUUUUUUUUUUCUUUUCUCCCAAACAGAAACCUGUACAGUAAAUGGUGAUGUACAUAUUUUUUUUUUGUCUUUAAAAAAAAAAAAAAAAGCAAAAGAUCACUGCUAAGUCUUUCGACAAUUCUAUUGUAGUUUUAUCUAAAAAUGGAAAAAAAAAAGUUAAAAAAAUUGUCAUUUCUUUUUUUCUCUACUGCUUGUCCAAAACGUGUCUCCGGCCCUGGAUAUUUUUUGUAAACAUUGUAUAGGUUUGGAUACAGUUGCAGGGAGGAUAUGUUGAGGGUUUGCUUGGAUACAACCACGACUAUUUGGACCACCAUGCCCCCCCCCCCAAAGAGGACUCCGGGUUAGUAUUGGACUUGCAGUGUGUAGGUGAUCAUAGACGCUCAGUGACAUCCGUGCUUCUCAGGUGACAGUAAGAGCAAGAAAGUAACCCUUACAGCAGGAAACGUCAUGCAUUUUCUGGAAGUGAUGAAAUGGGUCUGAAGCUUUUCAGUCAUUGUUUAGCUUUUAGGGGUAGCACACAACAUUGGAAGAACCAUAUCAAAGCGCUACGCUGAUCCUUCUGUUCAGUAGCUUCAGUGUCACUGUGUCACGCCUAUUGUUCGUCUUGGAUUUAAAAAAAAAAAAAAAAAAAAAAGGUUGAUGAGUUUUCUGCUUACUUUAAAUGGUGUGUUUAAGCCUGAAGUCAGAUGCGUGUGGUUGACACAAAAAAAAAGUGAGUGCUGGACAGUUCACAAGAAAA